Messenger RNA from Clarias gariepinus (North African catfish), 1992 nucleotides. It is a transcript of the gene pus3, whose product is annotated as pseudouridylate synthase 3. Lineage: Eukaryota; Metazoa; Chordata; Actinopteri; Siluriformes; Clariidae. Gene Ontology annotation, biological process: tRNA pseudouridine synthesis; mRNA pseudouridine synthesis. The record is from RefSeq and is a predicted model, not a curated record. The transcript is spliced from 6 exons. Gene Ontology annotation, molecular function: pseudouridine synthase activity; RNA binding. Gene Ontology annotation, cellular component: cytoplasm; nucleus. Bases 193 to 1620 code for a protein of 475 amino acids.
GUUUAUCCUGGUCAAGGUCACAGUACUCCCUGAACUUUCCCCGGUAUUUCAGGGAGUGAGGUAGGAUUAAUGUUACACUCUAAUUGAGAUCCUAAGGUGCAAACUGAAAGUUAUAACAUACCAAUGUGUACACUAUCUAGGGUCAAUUACAAACUCGAAUCACCCUGAGACGGCAGAAAUAGACUGAUCCCCAUGAGCAAUUCCGAGGAAGCAUUGCAAGCCCGUGUGAAGGCGCUGGAGGAGGAAGUGGUGCGACUGAAAGCACACCUGAGUGGAAAGAGCGAUGCGGUUCAGAGCGGCAAAGGGACGACCCCAGCCUCGGAGGCCCAGGAGAAUGGACAGGGCAGUAAGAAGGGGAAGGGGAAGAGGGCGUUCGACUUUGCUGCACAUCCACGCCGCCAUGUGGCGCUGCGUCUAGCGUACCUGGGCUGGCAGUACCAGGGAUUCGCGGUGCAGGAGAACACGGACAACACGGUGGAGGCGCGAGUGUUUGAGGCUCUGCUGAAAACGAAGUUGAUCCAGGACAGGCAGAGCUCCAACUACCACCGCUGUGGCCGAACGGAUAAAGGAGUCAGCGCGUUCUCCCAGGUCAUCUCUAUUGACCUGCGCUCGAGUCAGUUCAGCGGUCUGGGUGUGACCAUUCCUAAGGGCGUCGAACCCAAAGCUGGCGGUGGAGCUGCGGUGGCCGAGUUGCCGUACGUAAAGAUGCUGAACAGAGUCCUUCCUCCAGACAUCCGGGCUCUCAGCUGGUCUCCGGUGCACAGCGGCUUCAGCGCACGCUUCGACUGCCAGUCCCGAACCUACCGGUACUACUUUCCCCGUGGGAACCUGGACGUAGAGCUCAUGUCCGAAGCAGCUAAUCGAUAUGAAGGCACGCACGACUUCAGGAACUUGUGUAAGAUGGACGUGGGUAACGGAGUACUCCAGUUCCAGAGAACGAUCGCGUCCGCCAGCGUCCGGCUGUGCGACCCCAGUAACCUCUCAUCCGCUGACCCUCAGGAACUAUACGUGUUCGAGGUCAAAGGUCUCGCCUUCCUGUACCACCAGGUUCGUUGCAUGAUGGCUAUCCUACUUCUGAUUGGCCAGAAGCUGGAAGCACCAGAGAUCAUCAAUCAGCUUUUGGAUGUUGAGAACAACCCCAGGAAACCUCAGUACAGCAUGGCGGUGGAUUACCCACUGGUGUUAUACGAGUGCGACUUCGACGGUCUGAAUUGGAUCAGUGAGUCUGAAGAGCAGAGCCACGUCCUCAGCUCUCUUCUCCAGCAGUGGACUCAAACCGCUGUCAAAGCUCAGGUGCUGCACGGCAUGAUCCACGGCCUGCAGAGCACAGACACCGAUAAAGCGUCAGUGAUGAACUGCUGUCUCAUGGAAGGAUCCAAGCAGCGCAACUAUCGCCCCCUGCUGGAGCGGCCACGCUGCGAGAGCCUGGAAUCGCGGAUCCAGCACUUUGUGAAGCGAGGACGACUCGAGCGGGAGGAAGGAGAGAGCGGCGAGGAGGGCAGCACCGUCUUCAGGGGCAAGAGGUCGAAACACUCGCACCAAGCAGGCUCCACAAAUCAAGAAGACGCAGAAGAAGAGAACCUCAAGAGCCUAAAGGACACGCCAUUACGUCCCUUAUAAUAAUUAUUUAGUCAGGGUCUGUUUUAGAAAUGCAGAUCUGAUGAAAAAUUUCGAAGGGAAAAAUAGGCCCCUGCAUUAGGAAUAUGAGAAUGAGGAAGGUGUUGGGGCGGAGCUUCAAUCCAUCUGUCAAUCGCACACUUUAUUGAUUAACACAUGACUAUUGGUUUGAAGAUUACAUACAUUUGGAUCACAUUAUAAAAAAACAUGCUGGGAGACUCGCAAGUCGUGUGAUGUUGCUGCAUCCAAUGUCUGUGUGCACACAUUCGAAAACUUUUUUUUUUAUUGUAUUUUUACUUUAAAUGGUUUAUUUGUAAAUGUCUUAAUCACAGCAUGUAUAUAUUUUCAGUUGGAUUAAAAUAAAUCAUGUCCUGA